Messenger RNA from Pyrus x bretschneideri (Chinese white pear), 2444 nucleotides. Its product is annotated as putative pentatricopeptide repeat-containing protein At3g13770, mitochondrial. Gene Ontology annotation, biological process: RNA modification. The coding region runs from base 354 to 2222 and encodes 622 amino acids. Lineage: Eukaryota; Viridiplantae; Streptophyta; Magnoliopsida; Rosales; Rosaceae. Gene Ontology annotation, molecular function: RNA binding; zinc ion binding; protein binding. The transcript is spliced from 2 exons. The record is from RefSeq and is a predicted model, not a curated record.
GUGCGAGUGCAACUAAACACUUCUUGUUGUGAGAAAAUUGAACUUUUUUUUUUCCAGAGUAAAUAUAAAAAUAGACCUAAGGGUUGUUGGUCUAGCAAUCAGGUCAUUAGUUUGCUCCCAAGUGGUCUGGAGUUCGACUCUCUCCCACAAUACCCACCUAGCAAAUGCUAGAGUUCCUCGCUCCCAAAAAAUGUAGAGUCCGCUGGAGGGCCUAGUGAUUAGUCGGGUCAAAGAGUUAGACUAGUUUAUAUAUAUUAAAUAUAACGUGUAACAAACGGGGACAUAGCUUCUUGGACUUGAACCCUGGAAUCUCCUUAAGCAGUCUAAACAAUUUAGAAGGGUACCUUUUGGAAAUGGUCAAUCAAUUUGCCCGCCAACUCUCCCUUUCGUCCUUCCCUCCAAAACCACAGAAUUUAAAAUCUCUAUGCUCCAACGGUCAACUGAGAGAAGCUCUGUUGGAAAUGGCCGCUAUAGGCCUUGAGAUGAAGUUCGACGGCUACUAUACGCUCCUAAACGAGUGCAUAAACCGAAGGGCUUUCAGAGAAGGGCAAAGUGUCCAUGCCCACAUGAUCAAAACCUGUUAUCUACCGCCUAUGCACCUCGGAACUCGGUUGAUUGUCUUCUACAACAACUGUGAUCGUUUGGGUGAUGCACGCCGUGUGCUCGACGAAAUGCCUGAAAGAAACGUUGUGUCUUGGACGGCCAUGGUUUCGGCUUAUUCUAAGAGGGGGUAUGCCUCCGAAGCCUUGAAUCUUUUUCUGCAGAUGUUUAGAUCAGGUACGGAGCCUAAUGAGUUCACAUUUGCGACACUACUUACUUCAUGUACUGGCGCUUCGGGAUUGGACUUAGGAAGGCAAAUUCACUCUCUGAUAAUAAGAAGAAAUUUUGAGUCACACAUAUUUGUCGGGAGCUCACUUCUUGACAUGUAUGCCAAAGCUGGUAGAAUCUAUGAAGCAAGAGGAGUUUUCGACUGCUUGCCAGAAAGGGAUGUUGUUUCUUGCACUGCCAUAAUCUCUGGCUAUGCCCAGCUGGGUCUUGAUGAGGAGGCUUUGGAGCUAUUCCGCCAGUUGCAGAGAGAAGGAAUGAUUUCAAACUACGUCACUUAUGCGAGUGUGUUAACCGCAUUAUCAGGGCUUGCUGCAUUGGACCUUGGCAGGCAAGUUCACAACCACGUCCUUCGUCGGGAACUGCCCUCAUAUGUGGUUCUUCUGAACUCGUUGAUUGAUAUGUACUCUAAAUGUGGAAACCUGAGUUACUCAAGAAGGAUCUUUGAUAGUAUGCCAGAGAGAACCGUCAUCUCAUGGAAUGCUAUGCUUGUAGGGUAUGGUAAACACGGAAUGGGAAAAGAGGUCGUUAAGCUUUUCAAAUUAAUGAAAGAAGAAAGUAAAGUCAGACCAGACAGUGUCACCUUUUUGGCGGUUUUAUCUGGUUGCAGCCACGGAGGAAUGGAGGAUAGAGGGUUGGAAUAUUUUUAUGAGAUGGAAAAAGGUGAAAAUGGAAUUGAGCCAGAGCUUGAACACUAUGGGUGUGUUGUUGAUCUUCUUGGGCGUGCUGGUCGAGUUGAAGAAGCAUUUGAGUUUAUAAAAAAGAUGCAUUUUGAACCAACUGCUGCUAUAUGGGGUUCGCUUUUAGGUGCCUGUAGGGUUCACUCAAAUAUCGACAUUGGUGAAUUUGUGGGUUUCCGGCUUUUACAAAUUGAGCCUGAAAAUGCUGGUAACUAUGUCAUUCUUUCUAAUUUAUAUGCUUCUGCAGGGAGAUGGGAAGAUGUAAGAACCGUAAGGGAAUUGAUGUUAGAGAAGGCUGUGAUAAAGGAGCCGGGAAGAAGUUGGAUUGAGCUUGACCAAAUCCUUCAUACAUUUCAUGCAAGCGAUCGCUCCCAUCCAAGAAGAGAAGAGGUGUCUGCAAAGGUGAAAGAAUUGUCAAUUAAGUUAAAGGAAGCUGGUUAUGUUCCUGAUUUGGGUUGCGUUUUAUAUGACGUGGAUGAGGAGCAGAAGGAGAAGAUACUACUAGGCCAUAGCGAAAAACUAGCUUUGGCUUUCGGGCUGAUUGCUACUGCUGAAGGAGUGCCAGUGCGUGUCAUAAAAAACCUUCGGAUUUGCGUUGAUUGCCAUAACUUUGCGAAACUUGUCUCGGAGAUAUAUCGAAGAGAAGUGUCGUUGAGAGAUAAAAACCGGUUUCAUCACAUUGUUGGAGGAAUCUGUUCUUGCGGAGAUUACUGGUGAGUUGUGAAGAUCCUCCUUAAAAGCUACAAAUGUCUGACUUAAGAGCGGAACAUAUACAAAAUAGUUACGCUGUAACCGUGACACGAAAGGGAAUAGUGAAACGUAGAAUAUUGAGAAAUUAUACGUGAUUAUUGAUGUAGAGAAGUAUAACGGCAGUCUCUGUGGACACUCCUGUAAUUGAGAAAACCUUUCAAUCUUUUUUUGAACAAAGGAUAUUACGUA